AUGACGUAUUUGGAUCUGGUCAUGGUCAAACGUCUCUUAUUCUUAUUCGCAAAAGAUUCGUAUGACUCAGCGGACACAUCAAGUCAAGAACUGCGAUACCUUGCUCAAGGUGUAAAGUUAUGGUUGCAAAAAAUAAAUUGGGAUGACGUUUUACCUAUUCCAUUACAACAAGAUUGGUCAAAAAUGCGUGUGGAACUGGAGCAAAUUAAUAAUAUUAAAAUCAAUCGUCUAGUUCUCGGCAUCGAAAAAAUUAAAAAACUAGAAUUACACGCGUUCGCUGACGCAAGUAUGCAAGCCUAUGGUACUUGUAUAUACACACGCGCUACAGACAUUUAUGGUAAAGUAGUAAUAAAUUUAUUGUGUGCAAAAUCAAGAGUCGCGCCAUUAAAGGUAGUUUCGUUACCUCGGCUCGAACUGUUAGCUGCGCUUUUGGCCGCUCGCCUUAUGUCAAAAUAUGCAUCAAAAUUACAGUUACCUAUAAAUGAAUAUUUUUAUUGGACAGAUUCGACACUGGUAUUAAAUUGGUUAUUAUCUCCGUCGUCUCGUUGGAAAACUUUUGUGGGAAACAGAGUAAGUGAAAUACAAGAGUUAACGUCUGUUUCACAAUGGAGGCAUGUUGCGUCCAGCGACAAUCCAGCGGACAUAGUGUCAAGAGGCUGUUUUCCAUCACAAAUGAAAGGUUUAGAUUUAUGGUGGAACGGACCUAGUUGGUUGAAAGGGGAACAUACUCAAUGGCCAAGUAACUUUCAAGAACUUACUUAUAAAAGUGAAUAUUUGUCUGAAGAAAAAUCUAAUUUUUUAUCGAGUGACACUAAUAUUUAUGGUCCUGUUGAAGCUACAGAAAUUGAAAAUGCCCUUAAACGAUUAGUGAAGGUAGCGCAACAAGAAGAAUUUUUUACUGAGUUGUGUGACUUAAAAAACUCAAAAUUAGUGUCCAGUAAAAAUAAACUUUUUCGUCUUAAACCAUUUCUAGACAACGAUGGUAUAAUCAGGGUAAGCGGUAGAUUAAAACAUGCCGUCUCACUAUCAUUUUUUCAAAAACAUCCGAUAGUGUUACCCGCUGAUAGUGCUUUUACAAAAUUAUUAUUUCUGGAUGAACACGAAAAAUCAUUACACGCCGGUCCACAAGCGAUGUUAGCUAAUAUACGUUUGAGAUAUUGGCCGAUUAAUGGACGUAAUAUAGCCAGAAAUAUAUCUAGAAAAUGUGUCAAAUGUUUCAAAUACAAACCGGUUGUAUUUGAGCCCAUCAUGGGUGACUUACCUAAGGACCGAGUCGAACCAGCGCGAGCCUUUGUUAAAUGUGGCGUAGAUUUUGCUGGUCCAGUGUUUGUGCGGUCUAGUUUGCGAAGAAACGCGCCUAAGACUAAAGCGUAUAUCAGUAUCUGGGUUUGUCUUGUCACAAAAGCUAUUCAUAUAGAAUUAGUAGGCGAUUUGACAGCGGAGUCUUUCCUUAAUGCGUUACGGAGAUUCUGUGAUAGACGUGGUUAUUGUACGGACGUGUAUUCAGAUAACGGAAAAAAUUUUGUUGCGGUUAAUCGACAACUUCGAGAAGUGCAUGAACUUUUAGCUAAACCAGAAGUUAAAAAUGAAUCAAGUAAUAAAGGAAUUCAAUGGCAUUUUAUUCCGGCCCGUAGUCCUCACUUUGGCGGAUUGUGGGAGGCGUCUGUUAAAUCUGUUAAGGCACAUUUGCUCAAAUCGAUUGGUAAUGCUCUGUUUAACUAUGAAGAGUUAUAUACAAUACUUGUUCGAGUAGAAGCCAUAUUAAAUUCGCGACCGUUGACACCUUUUUCCACGGAUCCAAGUGACUUAUCGGUUUUAACACCUGGUCAUUUUUUGAUAGGUGACUCACUAUCCGCUUUUCCCGAACGUGACGUAACGAAUAUUAUGGAGAACAGACUAACUCGCUGGAGGCGUGUUGUUCAAAUUACGCAAAAAAUAUGGAUUAGAUGGAAGAACGAGUAUCUCAAUCAGUUACAAGAGCGAAAAAAAUGGUCACAAUCAAAUGGUCCUGGUUUGAAGAAAAACACUGUAGUUCUCAUGCGUGAUGAAAACUUGCCCCCUUUAAAAUGGUCAAUUGGAAUAAUAAUGGAAGUUCAUAGUGGUUCUGACGGUGUCGUACGAGUGGCUACUAUCCGUACAGCAACCGGUGUAUAUAAACGAGCUGUUCGUCAAUUAUGUCCAUUACCUUUCGAGGGAAAUUGUACAGCAAGUUCAAAUAAUUAA
This is a messenger RNA of Daktulosphaira vitifoliae (grape phylloxera), 2223 nucleotides long. RefSeq lists its product as uncharacterized. Gene Ontology annotation, molecular function: nucleic acid binding. NCBI's taxonomy places the organism in Eukaryota, Metazoa, Arthropoda, Insecta, Hemiptera, Phylloxeridae. The record is from RefSeq and is a predicted model, not a curated record. Gene Ontology annotation, biological process: DNA integration. The transcript has 3 exons. Bases 1 to 2223 code for a protein of 740 amino acids.